This is a messenger RNA of Dioscorea cayenensis subsp. rotundata (Guinea yam), 1413 nucleotides long. RefSeq names its product RNA pseudouridine synthase 2, chloroplastic. The coding region runs from base 21 to 1349 and encodes 442 amino acids. Gene Ontology annotation, biological process: pseudouridine synthesis. The record is from RefSeq and is a predicted model, not a curated record. Gene Ontology annotation, molecular function: pseudouridine synthase activity; RNA binding. NCBI's taxonomy places the organism in Eukaryota, Viridiplantae, Streptophyta, Magnoliopsida, Dioscoreales, Dioscoreaceae. The transcript has 7 exons.
UAUCCAAGCUUCUUCUCAUCAUGCUCACCAUUCCGGCGAUAUCGUCUUCAUCCUCCUCCUCGCUCCACCUCCUCCGGCGAAACCCUAGAUCUAGGGUUUCCAAUAUCUUCUGCUCCUCUGCAUCCUCGCAUGAAUCGCCGCCCCAAUCUGAGCACCGGCCAAGAGGAGGCCACGCCGGGCUUCGCCUUGACGAGACGGUCGAGGCCGGAUCAGGGAGGUCACGUCUUGAUUCCUGGAUCUCUUUCCGAUUCCAUGGCGUUAGCCGAGCUCGCAUUCAGGCCAGCAUUCGUUCCGGCCUCGUCGCCGUCAAUGGCCGUCCUGUCGAGAAGGUUUCGCACAUUGUCAGAGAUGGAGAUAGAGUUUGUUGCACGGUUUCUGAGCUGCAGCCUUUGAGGGCUGAGCCUGAGGACAUACCUCUGGACAUAGUGUAUGAAGAUUCUCAUGUUCUUGUUGUGAAUAAACCUGCACACAUGGUAGUUCACCCUGCACCUGGAAAUGCUAAUGGAACACUUGUGAAUGCUAUUCUUCAUCAUUGUAGGCUACCAACAAUGUCAUGCACACCACAUAACAGCUCUUCUGAAGUACAAGAGUUCUCUGAGUUGUCUGAAGAUGAGCUUGAUGAUUUCAAUGUUGAGCCAAGUUCUGCAGUAGACAUUAGUUCGAGCAACUAUGAUGCACAUAUUCGUCCAGGGAUUGUGCACAGAUUGGACAAAGGAACUAGUGGUCUGCUUGUUGUAGCCAAGGAUGAGGAAUCCCAUGCGCAUCUAGCAGAACAGUUUAAGUCACAUACCAUUCAUCGAGUAUAUAUCAGUCUUACUUCUGGAGUUCCUUCCCCAAGUUCUGGACGAAUUGAGGUUCCUAUAGCUCGUGACCCUAAUAAUAGGGUUCGAAUGGCUGCUGUUGCCGGCUCAAUUAACAGUAAACAUGUGCGCUAUGCUGCUAGUAGGUAUAAAGUACUUGAGGUUCUUGCCAAUGGUGGUUCUGCGUUAGUCCAGUGGAGAUUAGAAACAGGCCGCACUCAUCAGAUUCGCGCGCAUGCGAAGUAUCUAGGAAUUCCUCUAUUAGGAGAUGAAGUGUAUGGAGGAACUAAAAGCAUGGCACUUUCAUUACUCAAACCGAGGACUCCUUCAAGCUGCCAUGGCUAUCUUUCUCACAUGAUAUCAAACCUAGAUCGGCCUUGCUUACACGCGCUAUCACUUGGAUUCAAGCAUCCUCAUACCGGCGAGCAAGUUCAGUUCUCAUGCCAUCCUCCUGCUGAUUUCUCUGAUGCAUUGUCUCUUCUUCGGAAUAUCAACAAUGUAAGUUCCAAUAAUGGUGAGAUUUAUGUGGAAAAUGUUUCAUCAAUUUAGUAAUUCAGGGAUUCUUGGGUUGAACCAUAUGAUUUGCUUGCUUGUACUCUUUGUAUUAAUUUAU